AUGAUUUUCGAUCAACUACUCAUCUCUUCACUGCUUUUUGGAACCCUUGUCAUGGCUGAAUACGAAGGACACUACAAUAAUUGGACUGCUGAGGAGAAGAACAAUGCAAACACCCUAAUAUGGAUAUUGAUUGUCGUUGGAGUCCUCAUUUCGAUAUCUGGAAUUGCUGGUGGCGCAUUCUUCUAUAUGAUGAGAAAGAGGAAUAGUAUGAAUAAUCAGGGACAAGUAAUGGUGGUGCACUAA
Molecule: messenger RNA, 243 nt
Organism: Caenorhabditis remanei
Lineage: Eukaryota; Metazoa; Nematoda; Chromadorea; Rhabditida; Rhabditidae
Exons: 1
Coding region: 1-243 (80 amino acids)
Source: RefSeq, a predicted model, not a curated record